This is a messenger RNA of Benincasa hispida (wax gourd), 1199 nucleotides long. The record is from RefSeq and is a predicted model, not a curated record. NCBI's taxonomy places the organism in Eukaryota, Viridiplantae, Streptophyta, Magnoliopsida, Cucurbitales, Cucurbitaceae.
GAAAUGGAAGCCCAUUUUUGCAAGUGAUGAAAGCCUUCUUCUUCUUCGUCUUCCUUUCUCCGUUUUCUCUCAAUUUUCAAGGUCCAGUGAGAGGCAAAGAGAGGAGCCAUUUGAGGCUCUGAAAUGUAUGUGAUAUUUUGGAAUCUGCUUAUCGACGGCGAGAAAGUAACCGUGCGGGAGUGGGAGAAGGAGAGAUAAAUUAUUCAAAAAGAAAAAAUAAAAAAAUAAAAAAAGUUUCAAAUUAUCAAAAAUUCAAAUCCAUUCACAUCUUUUAUCCAAAUCCAAAUCAACUUUUCUCGGAUUUCCAUAUCUUCAACGGAAGAGAUAUCAACAAGUAUAAGAAGAACGAUCCGAAAUCCAGGUAAGCUUAAAUCUCUGUUCAAUUCUUAUUUUGAGAUUCAAUUAGAGAAAAUACCUUGCGGAUCUUGUUUCGAUUCUGAAUUUCUGUAAGUAGACAACAAUGGCGGCGAAGGUGAUCUCCGGCAAGGAACAGACGGCACCGGUGACGCAACACAACGGUCAAGUAAUCGACGUGGAGUCUGUAAAAUGCGAGUGCUGUGGAUUGACGGAGGAAUGUACUCCGGCGUACAUCAGCCGUGUGCGGGAGCGGUACGAAGGGCGUUGGAUUUGUGGACUCUGUGCGGAGGCGGUGAAAGACGAAUCUCUCAGAUCUCAGAGCAAAAUCACCACCGGUGAAGCUGUGAAGAGACAUAUGAAGUUUCACAAAGCUUUUAAAUCUUCAAUUCCUCCUCUGAAUCCGACGGAGGAUUUGAUUUCGGCUAUGAAACAGCUUCUCCGACGAUCGCUGGACUCUCCGAAGAAGGAAGCUUCACGAUCGCUUGGCCGUUCAAAUAGCUGUUUCUCCGCCAUCCCGGGCCGGCGAAAUCAUUAUGAUUAGACGCCGGCCGUCGUUCACGGCGGUUAAGAUGAAAAUAAAUAAUAUGUUAGGUUUAAACCUCGGAUGUAAAUUUUUUUGCUGGGCCUUUUUUUUUCUUCUUCUUCUUCUUCUUCUUCUUCUUUUAAUAAUUAAUUUAGGAUUCUGUUGCUUAUUUUAUUAUUGAGAAAAAAUCUCGUAUUGAUGAGUGAUCUCAAACGAGAUUUGAAUUUUGCAGUUGCAUGGCUACAUGUAUCCUUUACUCGAUCUUAGAUUCUUGGGUAUGGUUGUUCUUUAAUAUUAAGUAAUGCAUUAUUUGACAAAA